AGGAAACAUCAACAGAUGCAAUAUCUUGAGUGGACUGUGUAAGAUGUGAUGAUGUGACAGAGGUUCUACGCUGGAGAAGGACAGGAAUGGGGACGUGUUGUGGACCUGGUCCUACCCGUCUGCAUCCCCAGACCAGAGGGAGAUGCUCCUCCACAAGUGCGGACUCAGCGCAGGGCUGCUGCAACCUCUGCGCUUCAUCUUCUACCAGUGGCAACAGCGGUGGUAUUACCUGCUGCACACCGACAUCAGUGAGGAACCUGCCUUGCCUAAAGUGACCAAUGUUUCACUGGUGUUGGUGACGAGGGACUUCAACCCUGAGAAGUAUGAGCGUUUGUGCGAGAUCCUGAGCAAGCUGUACCGUGAGAAGGGCAGUCCGUCCACCAUGCUGGAGGCGUACAUGGGCGUGGUGACGAGAGGAGUCUGUGCCACCGAUGAUAAUGGGAAGUUCUCAGUCAAAGACUUUGGUAACAGAAAAGCCUAUGCCAAAAGCAAUGUCAAAAAUGUUGUCCAGACGUUGGGCCUGGAGACGAUACUGUUGUACACAGCUCUCAUGUUAAAGAAACGAAUAGCCAUCUACUUUCCUCCACAUUCCCUGGCUGAUCUACAGGUGUUCACAAGAUCCCUGCCUGCCUUGGUUUGGCAUCGACAGAACUGGAGCAUCGUAUAUCCCUACGUCUCACUCACCAGCAGCGAGCUGGAGGGGCUGAAAUCUGUCAGCCAUUAUGUGGCAGGAUUCACUGAGGCUGAAGUAGAGGGGAGACCAGAUCUAUAUGAUGUGUUUGUGAACGGCCCUUCUGGACAGAUAACUGUAGCGUCUCAUGCUAAAGAUGCUCUGGCGAUGGGGAAACUCCACAAGGACAUAGCACUACUGAUGGUUCAAAAAGCCGAAUCAGCUGACACCACGGAUGAGGACAUGAUAAAGGAGUUGGCUGGGAAAACCAAGGAGUUGUUGAGCAACCUCCGGUCUCUAGCCUCUGACGAGGGAGACGGGCGACUGACACUGACUUUGGACAACCUGAAACAACGAAAGAUGCCACCAGCUACUGAGAACUUCCUGUUCAGCCUGGCAGCGUGUGAAGGACUCGUCAAGUUCUGACCAGGAGGUCUGGUCACUGCUUCCCAAUAUACCUCAGUGUAGAUAUACAUCCAUGUGGACAAUUCAUCAUUGAACACAAACCAGGACUGACUCGCCACCCAACCCCUGUUGUACAUAAAUGUAACUGUGACCCGAUGUUCAUGUGUGUCAACUACUUGAUACUGCAACAGUUAAAUUGUUGAUGCAAUGUCUUGUGACCUCCAAACUGGAUUACUGCAAUGCAUUGUAUGCUAAUCUUCCCAUGAAAGCCAUAUCAAAGCUACAAUGCAUUCAGAACUCUGCGGUUCUAAAGUUCCAAGAUCCAAUCACAUCAGUCCUGUCCUCAAAGCACUACACUGGCUUCCAGUCUCCUUUCGUAUACACUAUAAGAUAUGUAUCAUCACUCACGACUGCCUCAACAAUAGCGCCUAUCCAGUCUAUCUCAAAGAUCUUAUAUCUCUGUACACUCCAGAGCGUGCUCUCCGAUCCUCUGGUAGAACUCUACUGUAUCAGCCUCUGUCUACUUCUGCUAUGUCUGACCGUGCCUUCUCCUUUUGCAGUCCACAGUUAUGGAACGCUUUGCCUUUGAAUCUGAGAAACUCUGCUUCUAAGGAAACAUUUAAGUCUCUCCUCAAAACCCACUUCUUCACCCCCAGCUUUUCAAUAGAUCUCCUUAUUGUUGGCAUAUGUACAUAGAUAUUACUUUUUAACCUUGUCACAGCGCCAGUGAGCAACUGUCGAUGGAUAUUAGGCGCUUUACAAAUCAAUUAUUAUUAUUAUUAUAAUGUAAAUAUGUCCAACCUUUGUCUCUUAGUCUAACCAGAUGUCAUCUUCCUGAGGCAAGGGAGUUAACUGACUAUAACAGUCCAGUUUCCAUCCUUGCCGAACUAGGCUGGAAUUAUGGAGGCUAGACUAACGAGUCUAUGCAUAGUUCAAUCAAAAUCGUAUAAUGAAGUCGACAUCCAAUUCGUAAACAGCCAUGCAGGUUUUGGUCGAUUGCAGGAUUUGCAAAGCAUGUGUACCUCCCAGAAUCAAGCCCAGAAAUUCCAGCAAUGGCAACUGGACUUUUACAGUCAGCUAACUCCCUUGCCUCAGGAAGGUGACCGGAUGUUUAAUCUUAGCGUCUAAUGUAAAUGUUUAUGAAGGAAGGUGAGUGUGUGGGCGUGUGCGCGUGUGUCUGUCUGUCUGUCUGUCAAGUGUAAUUAUGGACAGCAAUCCAGGUGUUGCCUGGAACCAAUUCCACCCUGGAAUUCCCACGGUUACCGUUCAUUGGUGAAGCCACCAGAACAAUGUUAAAAGUCAUGAAAACCUUUUGACUGAUCUUAGUGCUUGAAGUGUCUUCAAAGAAGAUGUAGGAUCAUUCGAGAAAAGGUCAGUUGUCUGAAGGAAAUGCUUCAAUAUGAAAACCUUUGUCAACUGAGAAUAUUGUUCUAUGCAGGAAUGUAUACAAGCUGUGCAAUCUCAUUAAAAUCAGACCUUAGUUCUUGCUAUCGCUAAACAAAGAUCUGAGGACAUCCCAUUAAGGGUCAUGUCAGAACGACCUUUCAUCCGACCAAUCAGAGCGUCGCUUACCAGAUCA
Haliotis rufescens (red abalone) is the source of this 2654-nucleotide messenger RNA. Its product is annotated as DENN domain-containing protein 10-like. The transcript has 8 exons. Gene Ontology annotation, cellular component: late endosome. Gene Ontology annotation, biological process: regulation of early endosome to late endosome transport; protein transport. The record is from RefSeq and is a predicted model, not a curated record. Gene Ontology annotation, molecular function: guanyl-nucleotide exchange factor activity; small GTPase binding. Bases 143 to 1096 code for a protein of 317 amino acids. NCBI's taxonomy places the organism in Eukaryota, Metazoa, Mollusca, Gastropoda, Lepetellida, Haliotidae.